Zonotrichia leucophrys gambelii is the source of this 1715-nucleotide messenger RNA. RefSeq names its product solute carrier family 3 member 2 (gene SLC3A2). The transcript is spliced from 9 exons. The record is from RefSeq and is a predicted model, not a curated record. Gene Ontology annotation, molecular function: aromatic amino acid transmembrane transporter activity; L-leucine transmembrane transporter activity; L-alanine transmembrane transporter activity. Gene Ontology annotation, biological process: L-leucine import across plasma membrane; phenylalanine transport; L-alanine import across plasma membrane. Lineage: Eukaryota; Metazoa; Chordata; Aves; Passeriformes; Passerellidae. The coding region runs from base 1 to 1539 and encodes 512 amino acids. Gene Ontology annotation, cellular component: basolateral plasma membrane; apical plasma membrane.
AUGGAUCCCGAGUCCCCGCCCCGCGAGCUGGAGCUCUCGGCUCUGGAGGCCGAGAAGGAGCCGAUGGCGGCGGCGGCCGAGCCCGAACCCGAGCCGGCCUCGCCCCCUCAGGCUCCCCCUCCCCACCGCGACCCCUCCCCAGCCCCGGGCGCGGCCCCGGGCGCCGAGAAGAACGGGCUGGUGAUGAAGAUCCCCCCCGAGGAAGAGGAGGAGGCGGCUUUGGGCGGCUCGGGCGUUUCGGGGAGCCCCAAAUUCACGGGGCUGGGCAAGGAGGAGCUGCUGAGGGAGGCGGGGACGCCGCUCUGGGCCCGGGCCCGCCUGGUGCUGCUCGUGCUCUUUUGGGGGGGCUGGCUGGGAAUGUUGGGGGCCGCUGCCGCCAUCGUGGCCCAGGCCCCCCGCUGCCAGCCCCUGCCUGCCAAAGCCUGGUGGGAGCUCGGGGCGCUCUACAGGGCCCCCCCAAAGGCGUUUGGGGGUAACCUGAAAGGUGUGGAGCAGCGUUUGGGGUACCUGAAGGAGAAGCUGCAGGUUGGGGGGCUCAUCCUGGGCCCCCUGGCCCCCCAAAAACGCCCUGAGGAUCCCAUCCCCCCCCUGAGGGACGUGGACCCCGCCCUGGGCUCCCCCCAGGACCUGAGCGCCCUCCUGCAGGCGGCCAAGGACAAAGGGCUGAAGGUGAUUCUGGACCUGACCCCCAACCCCGGUGGGGAUCAGAAAUGGGGGGACGCAGCCAAGGACCCCCAAGUUCACCAGCAGGUCCAGGAUGCCCUGAGGCAUUGGCUGAAGGAGGAAAUCGCUGGGGUGUUCCUGGAUGGCAUCGAGGAGCUGCCGGUGAGGGACUUCCCCCCUGUAUUUGGACCGGGCGGUGCGGCGGUGCGGGGUGCGGCUGCUCCUGGGCCAACUUCCUGCACCCGGGCCCGAACCCGGCGCGAAUCCCCCGAGGGAGCCCUGAGGAGCCUCCUGGGCCUGCUGGGCUCCAACGCCUCCAUCGGGGGGCUGGGCUGGAGCGUGGGGUCCCCCUGGCGCUCGUGGGCGCCCCCCGAGCUGAGGCUGCCGCAGCUGCUGCUGCUCUGGGGGCUCCCCGGGACCCCCGUGCUGAGCUACGGCGACGAGCUGGGGCUGGGCCGUACCAACAACCAGCAGCUGCCGCCGAUGCCGUGGGAAUUGAUCGAUGAACCAAAAAAGAGCGGGAACGGCUCUCAGCCCCCCGAGCUGGAGCUGUGCACGGCCCUGGCCUCGCUGCGGGCCCACGAGCGCUCGCUGCUGCUGGGGGAGGCGCUGCCGGUGCGGGCGGGCGCGGCCGUGGCGCUGCUGCGGCGCUGGGACCAGAGCGAGCGCUUCCUGCUGCUGCUCAACCCCCACGGGACCCCCCUGAGACCCUUCUCGGUCCAGAGGGACCCCCAGGACCCCCCCCUGCCCGAGUGGGCCACGCUGAGAUUCAGCACCGGCCCCAAGGAGCCGGGGGAGCCGCAGGUGCAGCUGCAGGAGCUCAAGGUGGGGCCCCACCAGGGGGUGCUGCUGAGCUUCCCCUACAGCCCCCAGUGAGCCGGGCACCCCAAAACUGCCUUGACACCCCAAAACAGGACCCCAAAACUGCCUUGGUCCUUCUCUCAGCACCCCAAAGGUGCCUUGAUCCCCUCUCUGCACCCCAAAACCGCCCUGACCCCACCGCAGCACCCCAAAGGUGCCUUGAUCCCCUCUCUGCACCCCAAAACUGCCCU